Molecule: messenger RNA, 1649 nt
Organism: Vanessa tameamea
Lineage: Eukaryota; Metazoa; Arthropoda; Insecta; Lepidoptera; Nymphalidae
Product: chymotrypsin-like elastase family member 2A
Exons: 8
Coding region: 264-1589 (441 amino acids)
Biological process (GO): proteolysis
Molecular function (GO): serine-type endopeptidase activity
Source: RefSeq, a predicted model, not a curated record
UUGAAGAAAUAAUUGAUUACAAUUAUAAGACGCUGCUUUAUUUGAUUGCUGACGCUUGUUGGGUUCUUUUUUUGAAUGUGACAACACAACCUGAGACGAAAUCAAGGUUAUUAUACAUAGUAUACGACGGAAACAGGUUAUCAAGUGUCAGUGACUUUGUUUUGGUGUAAACUCAUAAGGAAAAUCAUAUAAAUUAUCGUGCUUUGUGAUUGACGUGAAUUAAAUUAAUAACUUUAUAUUAUAAAGAUUCUAGAAUCUUGAAUAUGAAACAGGAGCUGAUUUAUGUUUUUAUAACACUUUUACUAAAUGUAAAUGCUGAUAACGAUUCAGGAUGGACCUUCAUCGGUAAUCCGAUUCUUCUCGCUCGUCCCUGCAAUGGUUCAACUGAUAUAUCAGUUACAUUUGAACCAGGGGUGGCUCCAGAAGAGGAAAAUUCUUACACUGUAUUUAUAGAAAAGAAAUUUCCAAAAACUUCGAGAAUAAUAUUGAAAUUCGAUGCAGAUGCGAGCGUUACGUUGAAAGAUCGGAAUUUUGCAAGAAUAAGCGCAAGUAAAUAUGAAAGCAACACAUUCGAUAUAGUUUUUUUCAAGGAACAUAACGGUAUUAGUUUCAUUGUCAAAGGUCUAACUCCUGGAACAGUUCCGUACUUUACAAAUGUCAAAAUUAAUUCAAAGGAAUACUGCAAAAAACCACUCGGGGGAUUUUUAGAUCAGUAUAUAUCAGGAUACCAAGAUCACGCUGAAAGUGCAAGUAGAGAACCAGCGACGAGCUGUGGACGACGUAAAGUAGGCCACACUGAACUGAUAGUCAGUGCUGCACCAACGAAACCUGGAGAUUGGCCAUGGCAUGUGGCUUUGUACAAACUAGAGCGCUCGUCUAUAAAAUACAUUUGCGGUGGAACCCUCAUCUCUGAGAACUUUGUAUUAACAGCUGCACAUUGUACUUCUUCGAGAGGCGUAAAGCUAUUACCAGAAGUAUUGAGCGUCGUCCUUGGAAAAUACAAUUUAAUCGGAGGCGAUAUUGGAACUCAAGAAAGAGAAGUCUAUCAAAUAAUUCUGCACGACAAGUUUGAACACAGACAUCUAGAUCACGACAUUGCUUUAAUCAAAUUGAAAACAGAAGCUGUUUUUAAUGAUUACGUCCAACCAGCCUGCUUAUGGUACGACAAAGCUCAGGAGAAAUUACCUACAAAUGAAGUUUUAGGAACGAUCGUGGGAUGGGGAUUCGAUAUCAACGAGUCUUUAUCACAUCAGCUAAAUCAAGCUUCAAUGCCGAUUGUAUCAGAGAAUACCUGCAUAAAGAGUAACCCUCUCUUCUACGCAACCGUCCUCAACGAAAAUAAAUUCUGUGCCGGUCAUAGAAACGGAACAUCUGCGUGUAACGGUGAUAGUGGGAGCGCUUUCCAAGUAUUUGUACCAGAUGUAGCAAAGGAUACAAACAAAACGAACGGAGCCUGGUUCGUUCGAGGCAUCGUCUCACUCACCGUGUCAAGGACCGACGUGGCGAUAUGCGAUCCAGAAUAUUAUGUAGUGUUUACUGACGUGGGGAAAUACAUUCAUUGGAUAAACAAGAACAUGAAAAAAAAUUGACAAGUGGUUAUCAAUGCCUAGGCGCUGGAGAUGUCGUAUUCAUUGGCGCGUUGAGAAAUA